GCACAGGUAUUUAAUUCUCUGGACUAGACAGAAGGUCGAAAGAACAGGGAGGCCAUUUUGGAUUUUAAGUAAACUUCUCGUGUGAUCCCGGCGUCAGAAAUGCAUCCCCGGCGCAGUGCUCAGGAAGUCCUACUGUGUGACCUCUGUGAAACUGUCCCCCUACAGAGUCACUGUGAACUUUGUAAUAUAAAUCUAUGUGUUAACUGUGCAGGAAAGCAUGUCUCAGACUCGUCUAAACGACACAAAGUCGUGCCCUUUUUACACAGAAAGUCUACUCCUAACUACCCGAAAUGUCCGAAACACGCCGACAAACAAUGUGAAAUGUACUGUGAAAAAUGCGACAUUCCUGUCUGUAUUACCUGCAUCACUUCAGGUAAACAUAAAGGUCACGAUAUAUCAGAUGUUCUGGAAAAACUCAGCGCUAAAGCAGAAAGUUUACAAAAAGAUUUAGAGGAACUAGAGAGCAGAAUUUAUCCCCGAUAUGAAGAAAUGGCGUCCGAUGUCCAAACUGAGAAAUCCGAGUUAGAAACGAAAUACGGGAAAUUGACAACAGCUGCCGAUCAACAAGGAGAAGCCUUACACCGGGAGGUCACCGCCAUUGUCAACCAGCGGAAAUCCGACAUCCAGGAGAUGAAAAACAAACACCUAUCUACCCUGAAUAAAAAUACAGAAGAAAUCACACAGAAAAUGGCGGAACUCAAACAAAUCAUUUCCGACUUGAAAUCAAUCCUAAAAUCAAAUGACGUCUCUCUAACGUCAACGUACAAAUCUAGGAAUGGCGAGUUCCGACAAUUACCUCCUAAAGUCCGAGUCACAUUACCGAGUUUAUCUCCUCAGAAAAUUAACACAGAAAAGCUCCGUGAAAUGUUUGGUUCUCUGUCGCCAUUAUCCAUUAACACAGAACAUGGCGACACAAUGAAGUCAGCAGAAGCUGUAUCGUCUCCUCCAGUCAAACCAAUGAAGUCAGCAGAAGCUGUAUCGUCUCCUCCAGUCAAACCACUGCUUGAUGAACCGCGAAUCACCGACACCAUAGACACUGGGUAUAGACACAGACUAUACAGUGUUAGCUGUCUGAGUGAAGAUCAAGUCUGGACAUGCGGGGAUAACGAAACCAUGAAUCUCCUCAACCUCCAGAGUAAACUACUGACAUCAAUAAAAACCAAGUCAGGGGACACACCAACAGACAUAGCAGUGACACGGGACGGAGAUCUUGUUUAUACUGAUAGUAACAAUAUAAACCUAAUUAAGAAUAAACAGAUACAGACCGUGAUCACACUACAGGGGUGGAGACCUCUCAAUGUCUGCAAUACUUCGUCUGAUGAUCUCCUGGUUACCAUGAUCAGUGAUGAUAGAGAACAAUCCAAAGUCGUGCGUUACUCCGGCUCCACAGAGAAACAAAGCAUUCAGUUUGAUGAUCAGGGUCGUCCUCUCUACUCAUCUGGUGGUUUAUAUAAAUACCUCAGUGAGAACAGGAACCUGGAUAUCUGUGUGGCUGACUGGUCAGUUAGUGCAGUAGUGGUGGUCAAUCAGUCAGGAAAACUCCGAUUUAGAUACACUGGUCAUCCCUCUAAUACCGAGCAAUCAUUUGAUCCACGCGGCAUCACUACAGACAGCCAGAGUCACAUCCUGACAGCAGACUAUAACAAUCACCGUAUCCACAUCCUAGAUCAGGACGGACAGUUCCUCCGUUACAUUCACUGUGAUUUAGACACUCCAUGGGGUUUAUGUGUGGACAUCAGAGACAACCUCUUUGUGGCUGAGCGGUUCACUGCUAAAGUGAAGAAAAUCCAAUAUCUAUAAACACAGUGUUAAUUACACAUCUCUACAGUGUUAAUUACAUCUACCAACACAGUGUUAAUUACACCUACCAACACAGUGUUAAUUACAUCUACCAACACAGUGUUAAUUACAUCUACCAACACAGUGUUAAUUACACCUACCAACACAUCUCAAUAUACUGUAAUUUACAUAACUGUGUUAAUUCCUUCUACUUGUUAAUUACAUCAGCUUGUUAAUUACAGUCCUGUAUUAAUUACAUCCCUGUGUUAAUUACAGCCCUGUGUACAUUACAGUCCUCUGUUUGUGAUGUGUAACAUGUACUUGUGUUUGUGAGUUUAACAGAACAUUAUUUUGUUUGUGAAUUAAUUCAAUAUGUGUUUGAUUUUACAAUGUAUAUAUUAGAUAAAUAUGAUACAGA
Molecule: messenger RNA, 2197 nt
Organism: Ostrea edulis (European flat oyster)
Lineage: Eukaryota; Metazoa; Mollusca; Bivalvia; Ostreida; Ostreidae
Product: tripartite motif-containing protein 2-like
Exons: 2
Coding region: 100-1800 (566 amino acids)
Biological process (GO): positive regulation of DNA-templated transcription
Cellular component (GO): nucleoplasm; chromatin
Molecular function (GO): zinc ion binding; protein binding; ubiquitin-protein transferase activity
Source: RefSeq, a predicted model, not a curated record